This is a messenger RNA of Hippocampus zosterae (dwarf seahorse), 7144 nucleotides long. RefSeq names its product ankyrin repeat domain 44 (gene ankrd44). The record is from RefSeq and is a predicted model, not a curated record. The transcript has 28 exons. Bases 480 to 3704 code for a protein of 1074 amino acids. Gene Ontology annotation, molecular function: protein binding. NCBI's taxonomy places the organism in Eukaryota, Metazoa, Chordata, Actinopteri, Syngnathiformes, Syngnathidae.
UGUUUGUUAUAGUGCAUGCGCGCGUGCAGUGGGUUUGUUGAUGCUGAGGGAGCCCCUCUUAUAAUGUACAGAGGAAGCAAGAGACAACCUCCAACUUCCUCCGCCUCGACUCGACUCGCCUGACCGCCUUGAGGCUCCUGCACGCCGGGGAGGAGCAAGGCUCUCCGGACGCUCACACUCUCCAGCCCUCCGCCCUCCAUGAGGAUUGUUCCCGGUGGUUGCCUGCCUGGUGGAGCGAGCGAGAGUUUCGGGGGUUGCCGACGCCGGGCCUCGGCGGUGGCUUGCACCGGGUUCGGCCUUUUCCCAUCACCGUCAACCCGGGAGACGGUUCGGUCGCGGAGAGGAGAAGGGGGAAGACGCGGAGGGGGAGGAGGAGGAGAAGGAGGAGGAGAAGGAGGAGCGGUCCUCGCCGCCGGCAUCGCCCCGAGGUUGCAGCGCUGUCUGAAGGCUUUGGAUGAGCCGCCGUUGCCUCAGCAGAGAUGGCUGUUCUCAAACUGGCCGACCAGCCUCCUCUCAUCCAGGCCAUCUUCAGCGGAGAUCCAGAGGAGAUCCGAAUGCUCAUAUACAAGUCUGAAGACAUCAACGCUCUGGAUGCUGAGAAGCGCACUCCGCUUCACGCGGCGGCUUUCCUUCGCGAUGCCGAAAUCACUGAACUCCUCAUCCUUUCCGGCGCCCGUGUCAACGCCAAGGACAACAUGUGGCUCACACCGCUGCAUCGCGCCGUGGCGUCACGCAGCGAGGAAGCAGUGCGAGUGUUGAUCCGCCACUCGGCCGACGUGAACGCCCGCGACAAGAACUGGCAGACGCCGCUCCAUGUGGCCGCUGCCAACAACGCGCUGUGCUGCGCUGAGAUCAUUAUCCCGAUGUUGAGCAGUGUGAACGUGUCGGAUCGCGGUGGACGCACCGCUUUGCACCACGCUGCCCUCAAUGGCCACAUGGAGAUGGUGAAUCUCCUCCUUGCCAAAGGAGCCAACAUCAACGCUUUUGACAAGAAGGAUGGGCGAGCGUUGCACUGGGCAGCCUUUAUGGGUCAUUUGGAUGUGGUGUCGCUUUUGGUGAGUCAGGGGGCGGAGCUCUGCUGUAAGGACAAACGAGGGUACACGCCCCUGCACACGGCGGCAUCUAGUGGACAGAUGGCAGUGGUGAAGCAUUUGCUCAACCUCGCCGUGGAGAUCGACGAGUCCAACGCCUUCGGCAACACGCCGCUGCAUGUGGCAUGUUUCAAUGGCCAGGACGCUGUCGUCAGCGAGCUCAUCGACUACGGCGCCAACGUCAGCCAGCCUAACAACAAAGGCUUCACGCCGCUGCACUUUGCGGCCGCUUCUACGCACGGAGCCCUCUGUCUGGAAUUUCUAGUUAACAACGGCGCCGAAGUCAACGUGCAGAGUCGAGACGGGAAGAGUCCUCUCCACAUGACAGCAGUGCAUGGUCGCUUUACUCGCUCUCAGACUCUCAUCCAGAAUGGCGGAGAGAUCGACAGCGUGGACAAAGACGGCAACACGCCGCUGCACGUCGCUGCUCGCUAUGGCCACGAGCUGCUUAUCAACACGCUCAUUACCAGCGGAGCCGACUGUACCAGGCGAGGCGUGCACGGCAUGUUCCCCCUGCACAUGGCUGCCUUGAACGCUCACUCGGACUGCUGCCGCAAGUUGCUAUCCUCAGGCCGGAGAUUUAGCAUAAUAUGUAACGACUCGGUCCUGUGUGCAGGCUUUCAGAUUGACACCCCCGACAGUCAGGGAAGGACGUGCCUGCACGCCGCCGCUGCCGGAGGUAACGUGGAGUGUGUCAAGCUGCUCCUGACAAGUGGCGGUGACCACAACAGGAGAGACAACUGCGGCAGGACCUCUCUGCACUAUGCUGCCGCCAGUCGACACUAUCAGUGUCUGGAGACGCUGGUGGUUUGCGGGACGGCAAUCAAUGCCACCGACAAGUGGGGGCGCUCUGCUCUGCAUUAUGCUGCAGCUUCCGACUUGGACAGAAGGCGACGUGUUGCUCUGGAGCCUGAAAGUGAAGGAGUUCAGGCAGAGAGGGAGAAAGAAGCAGCACUAUGUUUGGAAUUUCUGCUACAGAGCGGAGCGACGGCCUCGCUCAAAGACAAACAAGGAUAUAGUCCUGUUCACUAUGCCGCAGCCUACGGACACAAACACUGCCUGGAGCUGCUCCUGGACAGAGAUGACGGUUACCAUGACGACCUUGAAUCUCCCAAUGCCAGGAGCCCCCUGCACCUCGCUGCGUACCACGGUCACUCCCAGGCCCUUGAGGUGCUCCUGCGUGGGGAGAGGGAGGUGGACCGGGUGGACGAAGCCGGCCGCACCCCCUUGGCCAUGGCGGCGCUGCGGGGCCACGCCGACUGCGUUCACAUUCUCCUCGGGCAGGGGGCGUCGCCGCACACUUGUGACACGCGGCACAGGCGCACCCCCGUACACUUAGCAGUGAUGAACGGCCAUACGACAUGUUUGCGCCUCCUGCUGGAUGAAUCGGGGAACGCGGAGCUGGCUGACAUCGCCGACCUUCAGGGACAGACACCUUUGAUGCUCGCUGUGGCGGGGGGUCACGUCGACGCCGUCUCGUUGCUGCUUGAGCGGGAGGUGGAUGUCAACAUGGCUGACAAGCACGGCUUGACUGCGCUGCACCUCGGGCUACUAUGUGGCCAGGAGGAGUGCGUCCAGUGUCUGCUGGAGCAAGAGGCGUCCAUCUUGUUGGGCGAUGCUCAGGGUCGCACUGCCAUUCACCUCGCGGCGGCAAGAGGCCACGCCUCCUGGCUGAGCGAGCUGCUCGGCAUGACCUGCCCCGAGCUCGAUUCGCUGCCUCCACUCAGAGACCACCAAGGCUAUACGCCGCUGCACUGGGCCUGCUACCACGGUCACGAGGGCUGUGUGGAGGUUCUUUUGGAGCAGAAAGGUUGUCGGUGCAUUGAUGGGAACCCCUUCACGCCUCUGCACUGCGCUGUGGUGAAUGACCAUGAGGCUUGCGCAUCAUUGCUGCUGGAGGCAAUGGGAUCUGACAUCGCCGGCUGCAAAGAUGCUAAGGACAGGACACCUCUCCAUGCGGCGGCCUUCUCGGGUCAUGUAGACUGCAUCCAGCUGCUCCUUUCCCAUGACGCGCCAGUUGACGCUGUGGACCAAUUGGGUCGCACGGCGCUGAUGAUGGCGGCCGAGAAGGGUCGCGUCGGGGCCCUUGAGGUUCUGUUGAACAGCACCAACAACUGCCUCCAUUACACCGAUAAAGACAGCAACACUGCCCUGCAUCUAGCGUGUAAAAAUGGAAAGGAAGACUGUGUCCUGCUUAUUCUGGAGAAGUUACCCGAUUCUGCACAAAUCAACGCCACAAACGCUGCGCUACAAACGCCUCUCCACUUGGCGGCUCGGAGUGGACUAAAACAGGCAGUCCAGCAGCUUCUGUCCCGAGGAGCCAACAUUCAGACGGUGGAUGAAAAUGGUUUGACCCCCGCUCUGGCUUGCGCGCCCAGCCGCGAGGUGGCCGACUGCCUGGCGCUCAUUCUGGCAACCAUGAUGCCUUUCUGCUCCCCUUGCAGCUCCGGCGCCCCCUCCCCUGGCGCCCUGCUGAGGCUGCUGCCCCCUAAGGUGCACAAAGACCGUGCCGCGGCCGCCGCCCCACGGGACCAGCGCCGCGCCAGGAAUCCCUCCGGACCUUCCAGUGAGGGCACCACAGAGAACGACUCUGAGGAUUCUGAAACUUUCUGACCCUUGCCGGUCAGCGGGAUUCUUCUCUUUGCCCACUUUCCGAGAAGAAGAAGUUGAGGCGUGUCAUUUGCAUGUUGCAGUUUCUCCUUUCUACACACGGGUGCUCAAAUCCAAAUUGACCUCGGUACUCGGCCUCGGGGCGGUGGCACGAUUCGCCUCCCGGUCGGUUCUUCGGGUCUUUACAAGCGAGAAGAAGCCAUUUUUGAUGGUCUUUAUUUUGUACAAAACAAAGUGAAAAGGUCAAUGUGAUUUGGGCUGUUUUAGUUGAUAUUUUUGUUUCAUGUGCUAAAUAAUCAGCUUUUUACACAAUCAUCAUAAUGUUGAUACUUAAUAUUCACUGGAAAGACGUGGCAAAGGCACUGGGUCCAUUAACGUUUUAUUACAAAAAGAGGCUUAGUCGACUUGUUCCUUGAAACAAAAAUCUGAGUGGUUAUAAUAUUUCAAAACACAGAAAAGGUAGUGGUCAUUUACCAAGAAUAUUUUUUAUGCAACAAGUUGGCGUAUUAUGCCAAAAGUCACAAUUUCAUGACAAAGUUGAAGAUAAUGAACGUCAAAAAUCACUUGCCAGAAGCAAGUCAGAGCAGUUCGUCAAAAAUUGCGAAUUAUAAUUGUUUUUAUUCGAAUCUACAAAGUCCUACUUUUACAGAAAGAAAAAUUGUAACUCUUUAAUUUUACAAACAUUUGAUUGGGAUUUAAAAAUUCACUUAAGUUGAAAUAUUACAACAAAAAAAAGCAAUCUUGAUUUUGCAUGAAUAAAUGUAAUUAUAGUGAGAAAGCUGUCAUUUAUUUUAGAAAAAGUUGAAAAAUGCGAAAGUUAGAAAUGCCGAGAUAAAAAAACAUUGGCGGAAAUAUCGUAACGAGUGUACGUUGCUUUUAUUUAUUUUAUUGUUACUUGAAGCACAAACGGUGACCGGUUGUGUCGGAAAGAUUCCCAAAAUGUGUGCACACUUUCUCGCUUUGACAUUUGCGAAUCAGGGUUAGCCGAGGUUAGCCUCUUGAAACAAGACAAAAAUUUUGCCGAAAAACAUUCCCGUCAUCGCGUAGGUUCUCCUGACAUUAUUUCGAAAUGCAUUUCUUUUGACACGAUGGUACACACAAAUUGCCAGCACUUCAAUGGAAAGCCUCCGCGUGACUACCUACCAGCAAUGUGCCAUUAAAUGUGUGCCUUGAUGUCUGCUUUUUUUUUUUUAAAUCAACAAUUUUUACUGGAAAAAAAGAUAAACAGUACAUAAACGUCCAAAUGUCACCCCAAUCACAACUAGCACAUUUCAUUGUCGUUAUUGAUGCGAUGGGUGUUGGGACUCUUACCAAGGAACAUUACGGACACACUCAAAAAAAAAAGCCGUAAAAUCCUGUGAAUGGCGCAGAGCAGUGAAUAAUGUGGCCCCUUUCCCAGUCACCCUAAAAAGAUUUUUUUUUCUCGAGUGAAUAAGAAUGAAGAAAGAUAUACCAAUCAAGUGUAAUUGGUUGUCAAUCCAGGUUAAAAACUGCGCUCGUUUGCCAUACCUCUGAUUAAGGUCGUUCAAAAAUCAUGUUUUCGAAAUCUUGCACUUCACACACUUUGGAGUAAUUUAAGUAAGGUGUAUUUUUAAAAUGGCUUUACUUUGCUUUUCAGUCUGUCUAACGCUAGAACUGAUUUUAAAUGGAUCCUAUUUUCGGCAAUAGAAGGUGCUUCGGAGUGUAAGGCGGACCUUCUUCAAAGAACGCCCAAUUUUAAAACUGUUUUCAUAUAUAGGACGCAGGGCAUUACAAGGUGCAUAGAAGCUACAAUAGUGGUUGCGGUUGCGCAGUGCUAGAUACUAGAUGGAGCUACGCUAAAGGGAAUAAAAUACAAUACAGCUUUAUUUAUGUCGAGCUUUCACAACCCCUGCAGCUGUAACAAACCCUUUACAUAACAUUUAAAAUACUUUGUCUAAAAAAAUGUGAAUAUUUAUCCAUGUGUAAAGGCGAUUAUAAGGUGCACCGUCGGCUUUUGAGAAAAUUGAAUGCCAUUAGGUGCGCCUUACAGUGCGCAAAAUAGGGUACUUUUAAUUACAAUAUGUGAACAAAAAGUGUUUAUAUAAUGCGCUAUAAAUCAGUGAUUUUAUCAUUUCAUUUUUUUAAACCCGAGGUACUGUCAAGCUUCUGUUCAUUAAUUGAACAUUUGUUAUUUAUACAGCACUGUAUAAUUACCCUCCAAAUUUGGGAUCUUUUAAAAAUAUUCUUAAAAUAAGUGUUAUUCACAGGAUUUUCUAGUAAUUAUACGGGGGGAAAAUGUAAUGUGAAAAACAUAAUAUUUUUUCCUUCGCGGCUCGGCAGUACCUGAGACAUCUACUCGUAGCUAGAUGUCUUAACAAUGAGAACAUUUUUCAUUUAUACAGGACUGUAACAUUACCUCCCAAAUGAGGGAUUUUUUGUGUUUUGUUUACAAAAAUAAUAUUUUAUACAUGCAUGGCAGGCUGAUUGAACACUCCAAAUUGUGACUGUAAGCACGAAUGGUUGUUCAUCUCUGUGUGCCCUGCGAUUGGCUGGCAACUAGUUCAGAGUGUCCCCUGCCUACUACCCGAAGACAGCUGGGAUAGGCUCCAGCACCCCCCGCAAACCUAGUGAGGAUAUAAGCGGUUAGGAAGAUGAAUGAUGAAUAAAUAUAUAUAGAUGGAUAUUUCGUACAAGAUUUUAAUUUGUUAAUUUUACCAAAACAUUAUUUUAAACUGCUUUUUUUUCUUUCCUUUUCAGUGUGGCUCUAAUGCUCCUUCGUACACCUUCCAAAUCUGUUAUUGCAAUUCCUUCUUGGAAAGUCUUGAGUAUGAUACUUGCGUGUGUUUUUGUCCAUUGUUUUGACAAAGACGACAAACAGACUCAGCCUGAGCCGCAGGGUUUCGAAAGCAAGCAUUCGCUAUCCGAUCAAGUAAAGCCAAACAACUACUAGAAUAAACCAAAUGUUCCUUCCUUGGAGAUUUGAACAGCAACAUGAUGUAAAUGACUGUCAAAAUAGCUCCAAUUGUUGUGAGUUUUAUCAGUCAUUUUUAUGUCAAUUAAAAAAAAAACUCAAUUGUCAUUUGACAGUGACAAUACAGUAUUUCAAUUUAAAUUCCGAUUUUGUUUCUGGGCUAUGAGCUGAUGGACAUAUUUGUUGGUCGUAAAAUUUGUGAAGGCGAAACUGCUGAUAUGAGUACUGCGCUCUUUUGUAUUACGUUGAUUUCCAAGCUUUGUAUAACUCUUGGCCAUACGGACACAUUUUUUUUAAGAAGAAGAAGAAGAAUUUAAUUUAAUGCAUAAUACAUGUUGAAGUGUGUGAAAUGUGUGGUUUUAAUACAAAUAGGAGCUUCACGAGUCGGGACAAUCGUCACUCUGGGUGAUUUUCAAAGCAGUUCCUGAUGCAGUACGACCACAUUUCGCCAUUUUUUAUAUAUGAAUGGUACACUUUGGAAAAACUAGUUAAAUAAAUGUGCUGCAGUUUU